CAACAAACUGAUGCAAUUUAAAGUCUACAAAAUGAUUUUCAAAUCAAAAACGCAAAACAUUUUAGGCUUCGUCCUUGAUCUGCAAAGAUCUAAGGCAGAAAAUGGGUUGGAACAGCACGGGGAAAUUCGGAAUUCAUUCGGGAAAGACUCUUCGACGUUAUCCAACGCGAAAGGAUGGCGGAAUGAAAUAUACUCGCUUUCAAUAUGGGCCAUGUGGCUUGCCUAAAAGAGGAAAUGAAUUUGCUGUUAUAAAGGAAUUAAAAUACGGCAAUAGAGCACAAUAUGUUGGCCCUAAAAGCGUAGAUUUUGAUUUUGAAGACGGAGGCCUACCUUUAGAAAAGGAUUCGCUCGUUUACUCGCUAAAUAAGCAUAAAAGAUGGCUGUUGCCCGACUUGUUAAAAGAAAAUGUCACUGAACUUUUUCACGAGGAAAACAAUGACGAAAUACUUGAUUCUGAGGCGAAAAACAAGAGCAAAAAGCGAAAGAAACAAAAAGCAGACAAUGAACUUCGAGUUAGCGUAGUUGAAAGGUGUUCGUCAGGAGAAGCACCGAGAAAUCUACCCGACUGCAUAGGGGUGACCUCGAAUGUCCCCCAUAACUCCUGUGACCCAGAACGAAAACCAGGUAAGAAGUAUUCCCAUGUGGGUGACCUGAAAUCUAAAGUUAGUGGUGAAGAACUAGAAGUUUACUACGAGUUGUUAUCCCCGUUUCCAAAAGGGGCCUGGCCGUCCAACCGGCAGUUUCGGUGUUACCGACGGAAUUCGAUAGAUAAAGUUGUCGGAUCAAAAUCAAAGAAGAAAUGCAAGGGCAAAAAGAAUAAGUGCUAUCUGCAUGGUGGACACCGGGACGACAGCUUCGAGGCGUUAGAUGAGUAUGGUUCAUUCGAUGGCUGUGACGAUGAUGUGAGUAUAAUGCUAGCUAAGAUUAAAGUUUAACUUAUUGACCAUUUAAGUAGCCCUGAUACACCCUACUUUAUUAUUUUACUCUGUCUAAUGCCAGACAAUUUUAGUUAUCAAGGGGAGAGUGCUGCCACUCCCUAGUGGGUAAAACGAUGUUUAUUCAACGUUGAAUCAGCAUCGGAAAUGAUUCCCAAAUCCCAAACAUCGGAUAGAUGUGCAUGAAAAAGGAUUGAAAAUGCAAUUUGGAUCGAUGUUGGUUGCCAAUAUCGUCAACCAUAAUUCAACGUUGAAUUUGCCAAUUUGGUGACGUCCCUGUUGACAAAACUGUCCCUUGUGAACGACACUAAUGCACCCAUUCUAUUUUAAUACAGUUGCUUGAAAAAUACCUACUUUCUAACACCAGACAAUAUUUCAACAAUUUUAUCCCAAUUGCAAAGACUGAACAACAGUAUUCGACCUUAAUUUUCCACCUUCAUUUUCCACCUUCAUUUUCCACUUCAUUUUCCACCUUCAUUUUCCACCUUCAUUUUCAAAUGUCAGGUACAUUUCUGGUUGACCUGUUAGUGAGGUACAUUAGAUUGAGUGUAUAAAAUGACAAAGUAAGGUGCAUUGUUUCUUAAUGGAUUAAUCUUUUGAAUUAUACCUUUCCUAUAAAUAUAGUUUGUGCAGGAGCAUGGUACAGAGCCAAUGAACAGUGAAUUUUCAUUUCCCAUUGGUGCUUAUAUACAAGAUGCAAUUAACAAAAAAAAUAAGAAAAAUACAGAAACCAAGGAACAUGCAUCCACCCUUCCAUGCCCAACUGUAUAUGGUAAAGGACAGGCUAUAUAUACUGAUGAUUAUGAUGCCGAGAUACCAAACCCUAGUCCUGGUGAUGCCAAGGAAAAUAAUUAUAACCAAACAGCAACCAAGUAUGAGACUUUGAUCAAAGACAAAAAAUUCAAAAUUAAUCUAUUUGCAGAAGACAUUGCCUGUGAUAGUUUAUCCAACCAAUUUGGUAACAAUUAUAUCGAAGGUGAUGUUUCCCCAAGAAAAUUUAUAAUCAAAGCUGACCUUAACGAGGCUCAACCAAAUAACGGUGUUGGUGACAUGUGCCUGCUGUUCGAUGUUUCUGAUACUCCCAGAAACCAAAAUACUGUUGAAGCGACUGUUGCAUUCUCGUUACCAAAAACUGAACUGAUACCAAGCACUUUAAACAACGUAGUGGAGUUGGAGCUGAACAGAUUGCAAAAUGAUGGCCUGUUUACAGUUAAAACCAUCCUGGAAUUUUUUAUGGGAAAAAUUGCUCCUCACAUCAGCACCACAUCAAAAAAUGUCUUCCAAAAGAAACAUGCUAAGAAAUUUCCUGUUGAGUUUAUCCAACAAGUCUGCAAGCAGGAAUCGGAAGUGUGCAUUUUAAAGAAAGCAGGUCGGUAUGCUUUGGGAAGUCGAGAGAAGAUCGGUGUCGUAUGUUCGGUGUCGUCUGAAAUUGGGAAUUGUACUGGAAAUGUAAAACUGUUUUGUGAAAUAUGUUAUGUUGAAGAAGAUAUGGAAAAAUGCAUAGGUAAGGCUAUGAUGAUUAAUUUUUGUCAGUGAGUUGAUUAGUCUGUUUGUUGGGCAGUUGGGCAAUAUUCGAUCAACAGUCGGGCAAUUUUGGUUUUUAAUAAAAAAAAAUGGGACAAAUUGUGUAAAUUUUGACUAAAAUUAAGUCAAUUUUGUGGCCAAUUUUGUGUUUUUUGGAAAAUUUGUCUUAUGUUCCGAAAAAUUUUGAUUGUCCAGAAAAAUUUUUUGACCCCUAAAAUGGUACACUGACCGAUGGGGUGGGGGCUUGGUCGCCAAAUAAAAUUUUCCGGAAAAAAUUUUUCCGUACUAGUCGGGCACAAUCCCGAAAAGUCGGGCAAUUUUCUUUCCGCCCCCCUAAAUUUUUCCUUCCGGUACGCCCAUGUCUGUCUGUGGAUGGCUGGAAGAUAGUGGAUGGAAAUUCCAAGCAAAAAUGUAUAUACAAUCUUACUGGGAGCGGCUGUGUUAAAAGUGCAAGUUUAGGCCCAUAGCUGAUCAGUGGUCUGAGCACAUAAUACACUGCACUAGUCAGGGCUAAUGUUCUUCUGAGACUUCAGAACACAUAAUUUUUCUGGGGUAGUAGCCUGCAUAAGGGUGAUAUCCCCCGCCAUUGAUAUUUAUGGUCUGUCACUAUAUUCAGUUGGUCAUAAAGUUAAUUAGUUUGUUGGGCUACUAAGUCAGUCAGUCAUUAUAGUCACUAAGUCAGUCAGUCAAAAUAAUCUUUCAAAUUUGUUUUACAGAUCAAUCAGACUUCACACAGUUGCUCAACUGCUCACAUCAAUUCUGCAAUGGUUGCUGGUCCCUGUACAUUGCAUCCAGUAUAAAAUCUGGUCAGAGCCAUAUCCCAUGCCCUCACUUCAAAUGCAAAACCAUCGUCACAGAGCCACUUAUAUGGUCAUGUACAAACUCCAAACUUUACCAGCAAUACAGAAAAAUAAACCUGGAGAAUUUAAUAAGCACUAACCCUCAACUUCAAUACUGUCCUGCAGCAGACUGCCCUCAACUGGCUUAUGUUGAAGAUGUUGAAAGCGUAAAUGAUAAACAACCCGAUUCCAUACCUGUUUUGUGUGAGUGUGGUCUUGUUUGGUGCUUUUCUUGCCAGAACCAGGCCCAUUGGCCAGCAAGUUGUAAGGAAAUGGAUGCCUUUUGCAAAGCAUUCGAAAAUUAUGAAGGCUAUAUAAAAUUGCUUCGCAACCCUGGGUUGAUUUCUUCAGUUCAUGUCAAAAGAUGUCCAGUUUGCUGCCAUCCCAUAGAAAAAAGUAUGUUUUUUGCUAUUUUUAUUGUUCUUGGUUGUAAUAUAGCAGUUUUGUUGCUGCUGCUAUUGUUGUUGCUGUGUUUGUUAGUUGUUGUUGCUGUGUUUGUUGUUGUUGUUGUUCUGCUGUGUUUGUUAUUGUUGCUCAGUGUUGUUGUUGCACUUGUUGUUGUUGCUCCUUCUGCUGUGGUUGUUGUUGCUGUGUUUGUUGCUCUUGUUGUUGUUGUUGUUGUUGCUGUUGCUGUUGUUGUUGCUGUUGCUGCUGCUUCUGCUGUGGUUGUUAUUGUUGCUCAGUGUUGUUGUUGCACUUGUUGUUGUUGCUCCUUCUGCUGUGGUUGUUGUUGCUGUUGUUGUUGUCACUGCUGUUGUUGCUGCUUCUGCUGUUGUUGUUGCUCUUGUUGUUGCUGCUGUUGUUGUUGGUGCUGCUGUUGUUGUUUUUCCAUUGAAAUAAUUAUGUUUAUACAUGUAAUUAAGGUUAUGGAUGCAAUCACAUGUCAUGCCGCUGUGGACGAGAAUUUUGUUGGGAAUGCCUGACACCGUGGGAAGGGCAUCCAUAUGGAUGUGUGGAAGAAUUGAAAGAGUUGGAACAAGUUGAAUUGUCAAUGGGUUAUGGCAGCGCAAGAUUCAAUAAAUAUUGUCAAAUUGCUUUGAGGUAAACUGUUAAUACUGUAAUAAAGACCGGUAAGAUACUUUGCCAAACUAUCUUAGCUUGUUGCUUUCCGAUAUGCAAAUUAUGUUCACUAUGUCUAUGACGUCAAAAAGCAUAAAGGUUUCUAAAAAAUCUUUUAUAACUCUUAUAGCCUAUGUAGAUAAUUGAUUCAAAUUUGUCGACAUAUAACGUAUAUUUGUAGUACGAUGUUGACGAUUUCUAUGCACGAUAUACCGGCCAAGAUCUUGAAGUUUUUUCAAGAAAGUCAUUAUGUGACGCGGCCAUAUGAACGAAGGUCGAAGCCAGUCACUAGUCAAGAUGCCAUAGUUUAGCAAAGUACCUUUUAAACAAAUUUCUUGGUUUACCCAGUACCUUUGGCUUUGGGAGCAUGGCUAAGAAUAAAGAUUUCCUGGUUUUCCCGCCUUCGGAAAACAUGACUAUAAGAAACAACGUUUCUUGGUUUGUCUAUAUUCGUGAAUUAUACAUACAGUAAAAACAGUCUUAAUGUAAUGUAUUGGUUCCGAGGCAUUAAUCCAUUGUGUACACACGAAAAAUCUCACAACUUGUCAACAAGAUAUCAUAGCAACAGCACAGAAUACUGGCAACAGGCUUGUAGCAAGCUUGUCAACAAGAUGUAACAAUGCUAGCUGUUAUUUUAUCAAGUUGCUACAAAGUUGUUCUGUAUCAAAUAGAACGAUAAUCGAUAUUAACAAGUUGUUGGAACAACUUGUAACAGGUCUGUUGAGCUCAACAACCUUGUAGCAAAUUGUGCGAACACAUCCUUUUGACAAGUUGUUGGGAAAACAUUGCUACAAGUACAAGUCUGCUACAGGUUUGUUGCAACUUGUGCGUAGGCCAUUUUACAUAUAUAUAUAUGAAAAAAUUUAUAUUAAUAUUAUUCCGAUUAUUAUAUUUUAUUGUAUUGUAGAAAUGGCCUUGAACGAAAUGGCAAAAAAUUCUUUGCUUUCAAGCACUUAGCAGAAAAAGCAAAACAGGUUGAAAAUGCUCACGAAUUUGUUACCCAAAACCCAAAAACCUCCACUUGUAAACUUGUCCAAAAUUACAUCGAAAAGAACAUCGCAUCCAUGGUGGAAGAGGUCUUCCGUUUCAAAAACGUAGCGCAUUUUGUGUUGGAAAACACAGCCGCGUGUGUGGCCAUUACUAAAAAGACAAAGCUGGUUAAAUCACUGUACAAGAAUAUGGAAAUGCUGGAUUUUAUUAUUCAACGAUGCAAUGAAGUGUUGUUAGAACCAGCUGUUUUGUUAAAGGAAGGAAAGUUGGAAACUGUGCAAGAACUUUUGAAACGUGGGGAAGAGUUAAUAUGGAACAUUGAUAGGCUUGUACAAGCCAAUAGGAAAGACUAGAUUAUAGAGGAAUAGAAUAUAAUUGUAAACUAAUUGUAUAUUAAUUAUUAUAGUUAAAAAUUAUAGUCAAUAAAAUUUAACCAUUCAGAAAUCGUGUGUGAACUUUCAUGCAACAAGCCUCCGCGGAGCAGACAGCUCUUUUCUAAAGCCUGGUUCACAUUAGCAGUGGCAAUUUUGUCGGCGAUUUGAUUGGGUUUUUGACGGAUGCAAAUGAUGAACUCGCACACAAAAGUAUUCUUGGGUUUCACUACGGCAUUGUGCAGUGAAUGUAUAUUGAUGCUUACUAUGCUUUACUGGAGUGAGAAAAUGAUACGAAAUUCCAUGUAUUUGCCACCAAACACAAGGCUAAUACUCAAAACGAACAAUCGACUCACUCUGAUAACUGUGUUUUGUUUUAGAGUUGCGUCACUUUUGUGACGUCAUAUGAACCCAAGAAUAUAUUCGCUUUUCAGAAGUAAACAAUUCUAAUUAUUAAAGUCUUUUGCAUGCCAUUCAUUGGAUCACAUUUGCGAGCAGGAGAAAAAUCGCCGACAGAAUUACUUGUGUAGACCAGGGUUAAAGGCACAGCCCUGUUCGAAUGAGAGUUGAGAAGCGAGAGUUCGCAUGAGAGUCUUCUCAUCUUCUCAUCUCACAAGAACAAGAGUUGCAUGAGAGUUGAGAGUUUGCAUGAGAGUUUUCUCAACUCAAGUGCCCGGUCAAACGAGAACAAGAGUUGCAUGAGAGUUGACUGGAUAUUACGGCGUGCUUAGCAACUCUCAUUAAAAUGUGAACCAUUGAGUUCAAAGUCGAUAAGGGGCUGUUUAUAUGGUCCCACUUACCCGGGAUUCAAUGAGUGUGACGUAUUUGGAGCAAUUGAAAUAAGUCUUAUUAAUAAUUAAUUAAAUAAGUCUCUAUUAAUUAAUUAAAUAAGUCUCUAUUAAUUAAUCGUCUUCUUCCACUACAUAACUUCUAGCGCGUUCCUAAUUUCGUUUACACGAUAUUUAAAGUUAUCUAACUUUUGUUUAUGGCUGAAACACGUAUUUCAAUUGCUCAAAAUACGUUGCACUUCAUUGAAUCCCGGGUAAGCGGGACCAUACUCUCAUGAAUUCUCCACAAGUCCUAUUCUGAGUUCUGUGCUUAUUAAGUUCCUAACCAAGCCCGCAGCGUCUGUUUUGCAGGCUAUUUUCAAACGUUCGACAAGAGACUGAUUCAAGGAUUCACUGUUCAGGUACUGGUCGACUUGGGCUGUGGUGUAUAGCUGUCAUUGGGCUGACCGUUUUGCUAGUCCUUGUAAUCCUUAGCACUUUCCAAAAAAUGUAGCCCAAAGCUUUACGAAAUCUUCGGUCGAAUGUCCCAUAUAAAAUAGGAUUAAUUGUACUAUUGAAUAAACAGAAAAAUACGCCUGCAAUAAAAUAUUCAUCAGGCCAAUUGCACUUUGGUAAAAGGAAGCAAAGCCCGCCAAUCGAAUAUGGAGUCCAACAGACCAGAAACGCGACAGUCACAGCCAAUAACAUUCGGGAAAUUUUAAUUUCUGCGAUAUUUCGCUUCAUCGUAUCGCUCUCCGAACGUUCUCUCGUAAUAUUCAUUUUUUUUAGCAUUUUUGAAACUUUUAACGCCACUUUAAAGUUGCAAAAUAAAAUAACGGAAAUCGGUAUGCAACUGGUAAUUAUACCACAGAUUAGCGUAAAGUGAUAAUUAUGCCUCCAUCGUGAGGCGCAGUUGAGUAGCUCUUUCUGGUAAGAAAAGUGCGCGAUUUGCCAGGCAAAGAACGUCCAAACUCCACCGUAUAACCAUGUCGUAACUACAAGCCAUUGCAUUGCUUUCGAAUUUUUUACCCACUUGAAAUGGAGGCUGGGGUUGGUGAACAGCACGUAGCGUUCCAAACUGACACACAUUAUUGUGACGACCGACACUUGACAAAGUAAGAACCCCAAGCUCCCUUGAACAUCGCACCAAAAGUCGCUUAAAAUCCAUUGGUGUUUUACAGCCGAAAUUGUCGCAAAAGGCAUAAUAAACGCGCCCAACAAAAGAUCUGUAAAUGCUAAACUCACGAUCAAAUACCGAGUAUGCCAUUUUUUAGUCACAAACAAAGCCAACAAGGAGAGCGAAUUGCCAAUCACAGUGGCUAAAGUUAUGACAGAAAAUAAAAACCCUUUUCCAAAUUCUGCAAAAUCGCUCUGUGCCGAGUGGUCGUGAGUUCCAUUACCAGAAUUUACCACCAUUAUUGCAGUGUUCAAACGUCACCAACACAGCGAACAGUAUUCGAACGAGUCAAAUAACAAAACUGUUUCACCUUGAGCGCCA
This is a messenger RNA of Paramuricea clavata, 7983 nucleotides long. Lineage: Eukaryota; Metazoa; Cnidaria; Anthozoa; Malacalcyonacea; Plexauridae. The record is from the annotation of a GenBank genome assembly.